Messenger RNA from Closterium sp. NIES-67, 2386 nucleotides. The record is from the annotation of a GenBank genome assembly. Lineage: Eukaryota; Viridiplantae; Streptophyta; Zygnematophyceae; Desmidiales; Closteriaceae.
UCCGUGCAGCUGUCAUCGGAAGAAAGAGGCCGCUUUGGGCGUGCGGGACCAAGUACUGAAUCCUUGUCGCCAGCCAUGCCCACGCAGCAUGUCCCUUCCACCCUCGAUCUUCCGGAUCGCCGCGUCGAGUCCCGCGAUGCGCGCGGUACGCCCCUUGCCUUCGACCUAGCAACGAAUGGCGAAGAUUUUAUGCUCGGCGAAGAGUCGUUGCGGGAAUGCGAGAACUCAGGGGCGGAGGAAUCGCGAGUAGGAGCGCCGCGUCAGCCUGCGCCUGCCACGUCCCCGCGCUGCGUCAAUGCGGCGGCUGGCCGACCGACUGAAGCCACUCUCCCCCAACUGGCGGGCGUCCAGCCGCUGGACGCGGAGGAGUUCCGCGCGCACGCGCACCGCAUGGUGGACUAUAUCGCGGACUACUACCGCGAUAUCGAGUCACACCCCGUUAGAAGCACCGUCGAGCCCGGGUAUCUGCAGCACCACGUGCCCGAGAACGCGCCAGAGGAAGGCGAACCACUGGAAAACAUCCUCGCAGACGUGACGGGCGCCAUUCUGCCAGGCAUCACGCACUGGCAGAGCCCGUCGUUCUUCGCCUUCUUCCCCGCCAACAGCAGCACGCCCGCGCUGCUGGCGGACAUGCUGUGCUCCGCGCUCAAUGUGGUGGCCUUCAACUGGCUCGCCUCGCCUGCCGCCACCGAGCUCGAAACGCGCGUGCUGGACUGGCUCGCACGCCUCCUGCACCUGCCCAAUGGCUUCCUUGCCUCUCACUCCGGUGGGGCCGGGGGAGGCGUCAUCCAGGGCAGUGCGAGUGAGGCGGUGCUGGUGGCGGUGCUGGCGGCCAGGGAGAAGGCCCUGAGAGCCUUGCGAGCCCAGGAGCAGGAGCAGGCGCAUGCCGGGGGAGAAGCAGUGGGGGCGGCGGCAGGAAGAGGUGGUGAGGGAGGGGGGGGUGAGGGGGGUGCGGCGAGGAGCGGAGGCGGGUUAGAGCGUCUGGUAGCAUAUGUGUCGGACCAGACGCAUGCGUGCGUGAAGAAGGCAUGCCAGAUGGCGGGCAUUCCCAGCAGCAACCUGCGCGUGCUGCCCACCAGUGCGGCCAGCAGCUACGCGCUGCUGCCGUGCACGCUGCAACGGGCCAUAGACGCCGACACGCACGCAGGGCUCGUGCCCUUCUUCCUCACCUGCACUGUGGGUACCACCUCUUCUACCGCAGUGGAUCCUAUUGAACCGCUCGCUGCCAUUGCCCAGUCGCACGGCAUGUGGGUGCAUGUGGACGCAGCGUAUGCAGGGGCGGCGUGCGUGUGCGAGGAGCACCGGCACCACCUGGAGGGCGUGCAGCGCGUGCAGUCGCUGGCGCUCAACGCGCACAAGUGGCUCCUCACCAAUUUCGACUGCUGCUGCCUCUGGACGCAGGACAGUAAGGCGGUGCAGAACGCACUUUCAACGACGCCUGAGUACCUGCGCAAUAAGGCGUCGGACAGCCGGCAGGUGGUGGACUACAAGGACUGGCAGGUGCCCCUCGGCCGACGAUUCCGCGCGCUGAAGCUGUGGUUUGUGCUGCGCAUGUUUGGCGCAGCGUCCCUGCGCGAGUACAUCCGCCACCACGUGUCCCUCGCAUGCUGGCUGGAAGCCGCUGUCAUUGCUGAUGCCCGCUUCGAGCUGCUGGCGCCGCGCACCUUUGCCCUCGUGUGCUUCCGCCUGAAGCCGCUAGGGCAGGCAGGGAGUAACAAGGAGGGGCGUGCAGGCGGGGGACAGGGUGACGAGGGGAGGGGCAGUGGCGGCGAGGGGUGGGCACUGAACGAGGCACUGCUGGAGGCCGUUAACUCCUCUGGACAAGCCUUCCUCACCCACACUGUGCUCUCCGGAACAUUCACCCUUCGAAUGGUAAUCGGUGCUUCCAAGACGGAGAGGAGGCACGUGGAGGCUGCAUGGAAGCUCAUUCAAGCAGAAGCAUCACGGUUGAUUGAGACGACAGUCUGAUACGAAGAGCGUUUCUCCCUACCUCUCGGGAGCAGACCGAUCUGUAGAAUUGGAUUCCUAAGAGAAAUGCUUACCCCAACGUACUUUCGUGGCUUGAAGAUAAUCUUCGAAUUUUCAUUGCUAGUACCAACCAUGGGGGCAAUCCAUUCUUUGAUUGAUUUCCUUAAGGCAAUUCGCCACUCCGCACGCUCACUCGCUACUACCACAUCCCUCCGCACCCUCCAUUCCUCUUCAACCCUCGCUGUACCCCCCUCCGCCCCUCGUUAUAGUGACAUCGCCAUGGCUUGCUGCAGCCUUCAGCUCGCGGCGCCCUCCGCCGCGUGGAAAGGCCAAGCGCAGUCGCUCACGGCUGCCGGCGACAAAUCGUCGUUCUUUGGGCGACUUCCCGCCGUCGCACGAUCGCCACUAGUCGCAGAGU